Messenger RNA from Microplitis demolitor, 4688 nucleotides. RefSeq names its product SWI/SNF complex subunit SMARCC2 (gene mor). The transcript is spliced from 4 exons. Gene Ontology annotation, biological process: positive regulation of DNA-templated transcription. Gene Ontology annotation, cellular component: SWI/SNF complex. Gene Ontology annotation, molecular function: DNA binding; histone binding. The record is from RefSeq and is a predicted model, not a curated record. NCBI's taxonomy places the organism in Eukaryota, Metazoa, Arthropoda, Insecta, Hymenoptera, Braconidae. Bases 110 to 3235 code for a protein of 1041 amino acids.
AUGAUAGUAUAUAAUAUUAAGAAGAUUGUGAUGUUUGCGGCUGGUACGGCAUUGUUACUGCGGUGUUUCUCAACAUAAUUUUAUAAUUUAAACAAAUAUCUUGUGAAAAAUGUUAACUCUACAACCGAAAAAAGACGGUGGACCCAACACUAAAUUUUUUGAGUCCGCUGAAGUAUUAGCGCAACUUGAUGGAGUUAAGCAAUGGCUUUUGAAAAAUUGCAAAAAGUAUGUGACGACAGAUCCACCGACAAAUAAAAGUUUGGCUACGCUAAUUAUUCAGCUUAUUCAAUUUCAAGAAGAUAAUCUUGGAAAAAAUGUUUCAAAACCACCUAUGGCAAGACUUCCUAUGAAGUGUUUUCUAGACUUCAAACCAAAUGGAGGACUAUGUCACAUACUUGGAACAGCAUACAAAUUUAAACAAGAACAAGGAUGGCGAAGAUUUGAUUUCCCCGUAGGAAAAUCCACUUCACGAUUAGAUCGUAUAAUUGAAAUGCUAAUGGCUGCAGAACGUGCACUGAUACAAAACCGAUGUAUAACUGUUCCGUGUAUUUAUAUAAAACCUGAAGUAGACAAAGCUACUGCGUCAAAAGUUAAAGAUAGUAUACGACGUCAUCAAGGUACAAUUGCUGAAAAUGAAGCUGAUGCAACGCACAUAAUUUAUCCACCUGUAGAUCCCAUGGAAGAAGAAUAUGCACGGCCAUGUUUACGUCGUGAUCGUUCUGUGUUACUCCACUGGUACUACUUCCCUGAUAGUUAUGACUCUUGGGUAAAUUUCGAUUUGCCAUUUGACUUUCCUGAAGGUGGACUAGGUGGUCCAUCACAAAAAUCAUCGUACAAAGUAUCGGCCACGUGGGCUCUAGACUUUGACCAGUACAAUGAGUGGAUGAAUGAAGAAGACUAUGAAGUAGAUGACAAUGGACAAAAACGUAUCCACAAAUUUAGAUUAUCAGUUGAAGACAUGAUGGCUCCACCGGCAGCACCUCCACCAGCGUCAGCUAAAAAACAAAAACGAAAACGGUCACCAAGUCCUCCCCCAAAAAUCGGGAAACGUAAGAGUGGUCGUGGUCCAGCCGGCUUAGCAGGUACAUCAGCAAUCGCAACACCUAAAAAAACUCGCGGUGGUGUAGACGAAGAGGAAGAUUUGACUCAGGGUAUGGAAGAUCCACCUGCUGAACCAAGGAUCGUUGAAGUAAUGGCCAAUCCAACUAGUGCUCCAAUUUCUGGAACCGGUGGUGGCUCAACCGGAAGUCUGACGUCGAAUAAAAAGCAAGACAGCGAACUUCAGCCGCUUAAAUCCGGCAACAUGGCAGAUCUUGAUGAGCCGAUUGAGUCAGAGAAAGGCUCCCAGGGGACACAAGAUCGCGAGGAACGAGAUACAAGUAAAGAACGUGGUGACAAUGGAAAAGAUGAGCCUGAAGACAACGUCACUGAACAGACUCAUCACAUCGUCGUUCCCAGUUACUCAGCCUGGUUUGACUACAACUCAAUUCACACAAUUGAAAAGCGCGCGCUUUCUGAAUUCUUCAAUGGAAAAAACAAAUCUAAGACUCCGGAAAUUUAUCUGGCUUACAGAAAUUUUAUGAUCGACACUUACCGACUCAACCCAACUGAGUACAUAACUUCAACAGCAUGCCGACGUAAUUUAGCUGGUGACGUCUGCGCUAUUAUGCGCGUCCAUGCAUUCUUAGAACAAUGGGGUUUAAUUAACUAUCAAGUUGACGCAGAGUCACGUCCAACUCCCAUGGGUCCACCUCCUACGUCUCACUUCCACGUACUGUCCGAUACUCCGUCAGGUCUCGCUCCAGUGAACCCUAAUCCUCCAAAGACUCAACAACCGUCCGCUGCAAAGACUCUGUUGGACUUAGAAAAGAAACCGGUUGUGUCAGUGGAAGAAAAAGGCGCUGUAGGAGCGAUGGCUAAUUUCGGAUUGAAAAUCGAUCAGUAUGCGAGAAAACCCGCGGUUUUGAAGAACAAACAGGCUGCUGGUGCUACUAGAGAUUGGACUGAACAAGAAACUUUACUUUUGCUUGAAGGAUUGGAGCUGCAUAAAGACGAUUGGAAUAAAGUGUGUGAGCACGUCAGUUCACGAACCCAAGACGAGUGUAUUCUCCACUUCCUGCGUCUUCCUAUUGAGGAUCCGUAUCUAGAAGAAGGUGGGCCUGAGGGAUUGGGACCUUUGGCUUAUCAACCUGUACCAUUUUCUAAAGCUGGUAACCCUGUUAUGAGCACCGUCGCUUUUCUUGCAUCUGUAGUAGAUCCCAGAGUAGCUGCUAGUGCUGCGAAAGCGGCUAUGGAAGAGUUCGCUGCUAUAAAAGAUCAAGUACCGGCAGCGCUUUUGGAUCAACACUUGAGAAAUGUCCAAGCGAGUGCUAAUGCUGAUGGUAAAUUUGAUCCCGCGGCAGGAUUAGCUCAGUCUGGUAUUGCUGGUACUGGUCCACCAGAACCUCCUGAAGAUACCUCAGCAAGUUCGACUCCUGGUGCAACGGCGACUUCACCAUCUGCUGCGACUUCUGAGAGCAAAAAAGACGAAAGUAUUGAGAAGAGAGAAGGUGAUGAAUCGACUUUAUCUACGCCAAUUGUUCCAAAGAAAGAAGAAGGAACUGAUGCUGAGAGAACAGAUCAAUCAGAGAAAAUGGACGUCGAUGUAAAAGAGUCAGACACGGAGGCUAAGAAAAUUAGUGAUAGUCCAGAAGAAAUUGAGGCGAAAGAAAAGAAAGAUAAAGUUGUUCGUGAUGCACAGUUGCAGUCUGCUGCAGCUGCUGCUUUAGCUGCCGCUGCUGUCAAAGCUAAACAUCUUGCAGCUGUUGAAGAACGCAAGAUCAAAUCACUCGUUGCUUUACUGGUUGAAACCCAGAUGAAGAAACUGGAAAUUAAGCUCCGUCACUUUGAAGAACUAGAAACCACGAUGGAGCGCGAGCGCGAGGGUCUUGAAUACCAGAGACAGCAGCUCAUUACUGAACGACAACAAUUUCAUUUGGAGCAACUGAAAGCCGCUGAAUUCCGUGCGAGACAACAGGCGCACCAACGACUAGCCCAAGAACAACAGCAGCAACAACAACAGCAGCAGCAACAACAGGGCCAGCAUCCGCCCUGGCAACCGGGUUCCCAACCACAACCACCCCAACAGCAACAGCAGCAACCACAGCCGCAGCCACCACCUCAGCAGCAGCAACAGCCACCAAGCCCCCAAGCUCAACCCCAGCCACCUCCACACACCCCACCACAGCAAGCGUAAUUUGUAUGAACUAAAUUUAAAUGAAACUAAAAAAUUUUAAACAGUCGCAUAAAUAUUUUUUUUAUCUUUUAAUUAGUUGGCGCAUCCAGCGUUGUUGUAAUAAUAAGUAAUUAGUUUAAUAAACUACGACUGCUAGUAUCGCAAUUUUUCAAGUCAUUCAUUCGUCGCUAAAGUCGAAAUAAUUUUCUUAAUUUUUUUAUUUGAAAUUUUCAAUUUAUAUUAAAUAUGGGGCAUUUUCAUAAAAUUAUUCGGAGAUUAAACGGUUAAUUAGUGGAAGGUAUCGUGACUGAUUUUAAACCAGAGCUUAUGUAAAUCUGAAUGUCUAUGAGGAACUAUGAAUAUUUUGAAGGGGAAAGGGGUCUGAGAUAGAAAAAAAAAGGAUAUUUUUGUGAUUUUUUUUUCAGAGUACUGUCUUUAUUAAAAUUUCUAAAAUUUGUGGCAUUAAUAAGCAUCGUUUCAAGAAUAUUCUGAUAAAUUUUCAUUAAAAAAUAUUGAAAAAUAAGCCAGUGGUAGUGGGGAGAGACGAGUCAAAAAAAAGUUCCAUGCGAGGCAGGAUAACUCAUGACUGCUUCAUCUGAAAUAAAAAAAUCAAAAAGAUUUCUUUAGCACAUAAGUUUGAUGGAUUUGAACGAAGGAAUAAACAAAAUAUUCAUUUUUGAAUUUUUGGUAAAGGUGCAAUCAAAAAAUUAUGAUUUUUACCAAAAAUUGCUCCUUUUGUUUAAUUAAAAAAUAAGUGGGUAUUGAAAGGAAAAAUCCUUCGUUCAAAUCCAAGUUAAACUUACAUACUAAAAAAAUCUUUUUGGUUUUUUUAUUUCAGAUGCAGUCACGAGUUAUCCUGCCUCGCAUGGGGACUUUUUUUUUAGAGUAACUCGUCUCUCCCCACUAGCACUGGCUUAUUUUUCAAUAUUUUUUAAUGAAAAUUUAGCAGAAUAUUCUUGAAAUGUUGCUUAACAAUGCCACAAAUUUUGAGAAUUUUAAAAAAGAAGAUACUCUGUAAAAAAAUCAAAAAAUAUCCUCUUUUUUUUGUAUCUCAGACCCUUCCUCCCUUAAAGUAAUUAGUAAUUUUUUGCUGGUCCAACUAAACGAAAUUUCUGAAUGCAAGAUUUAUACUGUUGUCUAAUCUCUAGCAGUAGUUUUUUAAAAAUGCCCAUAUAUUUUUUUGCGCAAUAAGUAUUACUGAUGAAAAAUAAAAUUAAUUAAAAUAACGGUCAUUUUAAUGGUUAUACGCUUCUGCGAUGACUAUCAUUCCGAUUGAACCAUGUUUAACUUGUACACAAACAAUAAUUUAUUGGUGCAAUAAAUUUUUACUUAUGCUAAGAAACUUUUUCAAUAUCAAUUGAAAAUUUUAAUUUUCUUAGAACGAGAAAAAAAUUUUUGCGAGAAAAAAUUUAUUGCAUCAAUAAAAAUUUUUUUCUGUGUACAAUAAAAAAUUUUGAUACUGGACGAUUAAUUA